Molecule: messenger RNA, 1470 nt
Organism: Aspergillus japonicus CBS 114.51
Lineage: Eukaryota; Fungi; Ascomycota; Eurotiomycetes; Eurotiales; Aspergillaceae
Gene: sonA
Product: putative nuclear pore complex protein (SonA)
Exons: 2
Coding region: 129-1211 (360 amino acids)
Biological process (GO): RNA export from nucleus; transcription-dependent tethering of RNA polymerase II gene DNA at nuclear periphery
Cellular component (GO): nuclear pore
Molecular function (GO): ubiquitin binding; RNA binding
Source: RefSeq, a predicted model, not a curated record
AACCCAGUCAUCGCGUGUGCUUUUCCUUUUUCGUCUCGCGUAUCGGAGCUUUCGCUUUCGCUUUCCAUUGCCUCCGGCCAAACCGCCCUUUACCACAUAAUACUACAAACUUCAGAGCCUUCGUCGUCAUGUCGCUUUUCGGGAAUGUCGGCGCUUCGUCGUCAGCGGGUGCCUCCAACACCACCGGUGACAUCUCCAAGGAUGUCGCCCUGAACCAACCUCCGGAAGACAGCAUCUCGGACAUUCGAUUCUCCCCCGCCGCUGAACACCUUGCUGUCGCCUCGUGGGACAAGAAGGUGCGCAUUUACGAGAUCAAUGAACAGGGACAGAGUGAAGGCAAAGCUUUCUUCGAGCACGAGGCCCCUGUAUUGAACUGCUGUUGGUCACCGGAUGGAACGAAAGUCGUCGGCGCCGGCGCGGACAAGGCGGCGCGCAUGCUGGACCUGGCGUCGAAUGCGACGACUCAAGUGGCGGCGCACGAUGCGCCGAUCCGCAGCUGCCACAUGAUCCCCAACCCGCAGGGGAACAGCCCGCUACUGAUCACGGGGUCGUGGGACAAGACGAUAAAGUACUGGGACAUCCGGCAGCAGACCCCGAUCGCGACGGUGGAGUGCCAGGACCGCGUCUACACGAUGGACGUCAAGAACAAGCUGCUGGUGGUCGGCACGGCGGACCGGUACAUCAACAUCAUCAACCUCGACCAGCCGACCAAGUUCUUCAAGACGAUGCAGUCCCCCCUCAAGUGGCAGACGCGGGUAGUCAGCUGCUUCGCCGACUCGACGGGCUUCGCCGUGGGCAGUGUCGAGGGCCGCUGCGCCAUCCAGUACGUCGACGAGAAGGACUCGAGCUCCAACUUCAGCUUCAAGUGCCACCGCGAGACCCCGCCCAACCAGCGCGACAUCAGCAACAUCUACUCGGUCAACGCCAUCUCCUUCCACCCCGUCCACGGCACCUUCAGCACCGCCGGCAGCGACGGCACCUUCCACUUCUGGGACAAGGAUGCCAAACACCGCCUCAAGGGCUACCCCUCGGUCGGCGGCACCAUUUCGACGACCGCCUUCAACCGCCAGGGCACCAUCUUCGCCUACGCCGUCAGCUACGACUGGAGCAAGGGCUACUCCGCCAACACCCCACAACUCCCCAACAAGGUCAUGUUGCACCCCGUGGCCCAGGAGGAAGUCAAGCCCCGACCCGGUACUCGCAAGCGGUGAUCACCUGAUCUGUGAUAGGGGGGUAAAGUUGGACGCCGGGAGAAAGAACGAAGGCGCGUGGAAGGGAGGGCUCGGUGUGCAACCAUGUGUUUUGGACGCAUAUGUACGGCAUCCCGUGUGUCUGGGUCUAGAGAUCUCGGAAAGAACAACAAGGUCGACAUUGAGCAAUCGAACGCACGGAUUAUCUCGGUCAGGUCUUACUCACCUAACUCUCCCCUUCUCCCCACCCUUUCUCCACAUCUUUUGUAUGUCUUUUUAU